Synchiropus splendidus (mandarinfish) is the source of this 3663-nucleotide messenger RNA. Its product is annotated as kinesin-1 heavy chain-like. Lineage: Eukaryota; Metazoa; Chordata; Actinopteri; Syngnathiformes; Callionymidae. Gene Ontology annotation, biological process: microtubule-based movement. The record is from RefSeq and is a predicted model, not a curated record. Gene Ontology annotation, molecular function: ATP binding; microtubule motor activity; microtubule binding. The transcript has 25 exons. Bases 261 to 3212 code for a protein of 983 amino acids.
UCUCACGACUUCCUGGGAUGAGCUGCAGAGUUUGAAUCAGACAAAACCACUUGUUUAGUGAUAAUCCGGAUUAUGUUCUGAGUAAUUCAAACUCCAAGUGAUCUGACAAGACUCUGCGUCGACAGGAAUGACCGGUCUUUGUAGGAGUUUGUCCUGAGCAGCGUCCAGAGAAGUCAGCUGAGACAGCAGCUGGGGUUGGGGUGCUGCCUCCAGCCUGGAGUCUGUUGGAUUAGGAUCUUCAUCCCUGCAGAGCGGCACACAUGUCGGACCCGGCAGAGACCACCAUCAAGGUGGUUUGUCGCUUCAGGCCGCUGAACAAGUCGGAGCUGGCCAGAGGAGAUAAGUACAUCCCAAAAUUUCAGGGGGAUGACUGCGUCACUAUUGGGGGUAAACCGUACUACUUCGACCGAGUCUUCGGCUCCAGUACCACUCAGGUUCAGUUCUACAACGCUGUAGCACAGAAGAUCGUCAAAGAUGUUCUGGAGGGCUACAACGGGACAAUAUUCGCCUACGGGCAGACAUCGUCCGGGAAAACACACACAAUGGAGGGGAAACUCCACGACCCCGACAUGAUGGGAAUCAUUCCCAGAAUCGUGGAAGACAUCUUUAACUACAUUUAUUCCAUGGAUGAAAACCUGGAGUUUCAUAUCAAAGUUUCAUAUUUUGAAAUUUACUUGGACAAAAUCAAGGACCUGUUGGACGUGACGAAGACCAACCUGUCAGUGCACGAGGACAAGAACAGAGUUCCUUAUGUCAAGGGUGCGACGGAGCGUUUUGUGUGCAGCCCAGAAGAGGUCAUGGAUGCCAUAGACGAAGGCAAAAACAGCCGAAGCGUGGCUGUCACAAACAUGAACGAGCACAGUUCCAGAAGUCACAGCAUCUUCCAGAUCAACAUCAAGCAGGAGAACACUCAGACGGAGCAGAAGCUGACAGGAAAACUGUACCUGGUGGAUCUGGCCGGGAGUGAAAAGGUGGGAAAGACGGGCGCUGAGGGGACGGUGCUGGACGAGGCCAAGAUGAUCAACAAGUCGCUCUCCUCUCUGGGAAACGUGAUCUCAGCCCUGGCUGAGGGCUCGACCUAUGUGCCGUACAGAGACAGCAAGAUGACCAGGAUCCUGCAGGACUCGCUGGGAGGGAACUGCCGGACCACCAUGGUCAUCUGCUGCUCACCUUCAUCCUACAACGACGCUGAGACCAGAUCCACUCUGCUGUUCGGACAGAGAGCAAAGACCAUCAAGAACACAGUGUCUCUCAACGUGGAGCUGACUGCAGAGCAGUGGAAGAGCAAGUUCGACAAGGAGAAAGAGAAGAACAAGACGCUGAGACACACCAUAACUGUCCUGGAAGCAGAGCUGAACCGGUGGCGUGGCGGUGAGAGUGUGCCGGUGGAGGAGCAGGUGGACAAGGAAAAAGCCAAAGCAGCAGUCCAGGCAAUGGAGGCGGCGCCCACCAAUGACAAGGCUCCACCUGCACCUGCCCUCGGAGCUCUUCCUGGAGUCAAGAUGACGGAUGCGGAGAAGAGCCAGUUUGAGGCGGAGGUCACCAAACUGUACAAGGAGCUGGACGACAAGGAUGAGGAGAUAAACCAGCAGUCACAGUUGGUGGAGACACUGAAGCAGCAGAUGUUGGACCAGGAAGAGCUUCUCGCUUCAUCCAGGCGGGACCACGGCACCUUGCAGACAGAGCUCAACCGCCUCCUGGCUGAGAACGAAGCAUCCAAGGAAGAGGUGAAGGAAGUCCUCCAAGCUUUGGAGGAGUUGGCCAUGAACUACGACCAGAAGAGCCAGGAGGUGGAGGACAAAGCGCGGGAGUUUGAGGCUCUCAGUGAGGAGCUGAACCAGAAAUCUAGCUCCCUUGCCUCCAUCGACAGUGAGCUGCAGAAGCUCAAGGAGAUGACCAACCACCAGAAGAAGAGGGUCACAGAGAUGAUGUCUUCACUGCUCAAAGACCUGGCUGAGAUCGGCAUCGCUGUGGGAAGCAAUGACAUAAAGCAGCAGGAGAGCUCCGGCCUCAUCGACGAAGAGUUCACGGUGGCUCGGCUCUACAUCAGCAAGAUGAAGUCAGAGGUGAAGACGAUGGUGAAGCGCAGCAAACUCCUGGAGAGUUCGCAGGCCGAGAGCACGCAGAAGUUCGACCAGGUGGACCGAGAGCUGAGCGCGUGUCAGCUGCGGGUUUCACAGCAAGAAGCAAAGAUCAAGUCGCUGACAGAGUGCCUUCAGAAUGCAGAGCACAAGAAGCGACAGCUGGAAGAAAACAUUGACUCUCUCAAUGAAGAGAUUGUGAGGAUCAGAGCCGAGGACAAAGUCAAUGCAAUGGAGAAAGAAAAUGAGGUCCAGUCGGCCACGGAAAUGAAGGUGUGUAAACCCCUCGUGUCGAGGCGUGGUGCAGCCAGUGUGAGCAUCCCUGUGUGUGUAUGUGUGUGUGUGUGUGUCCAGGAUGCAGUGGAGAAACAGAUUCAGUCUCACAGAGAGGCCCACCUGAAGCAGAUCAGCAGCUUAAGAGACGAGCUGGACACCAAAGAGAAGCUCAUCACUGAGAUCCAAGAUCUGAACGAGAAGAUCAUGCUGGAGCAGGAACGGCUGAGAGUGGAGCAUGAAAAGCUGAAGGCCGCUGACCAGGAGAAGAGCCGCCAGUUGCAGGAGCUCACGGAAAUGCAAGACCGGAGUGAGCAAGCCCGACAGGACCUAAAGGGACUUGAGGAAACUGUGUCUCGGGAGCUGCAGAACCUUCACAACCUCAGGAGACUGUUUGUCCAGGACUUGGCCACCCGAGUCAGGAAGAACGCUCACAAUGACGACUCUGAAGUCACCACGGCCCAGAAACAGAAGAUCUGCUUCCUGGAGAGCAACCUGGAGCAGCUGAGCAAAGUCCACAAGCAGCUGCUGCGGGACAACGCCGACCUCAGAGCCGAGAUCCCCAAAAUGGAGAAGCGUCUCCGGGCCACGGCCGAGCGGGUCAAGGCUCUGGAGUCGGCCCUCAAGGAAGCCAAAGAGAUCGCAGCCCGGGAGCACAAGCGCUACCAGCAGGAGAUGGAGCGGAUUAAGGACGCCGCCAGACCCAAGAACAUGGGCCGAAGACUCUCAGCUCAGAUAGCUAAGCCCAUCCGACCAGGUCAGCUGCCCGGAGCUUCCCCCCUGAUCUCCAGGUCCAACAUCAUCCAGAACAACCAGUCUGGUGGCAUCAAAGGAGGCGGCAACAACAGUAACUACUGAACCUCAGACGUGUCAGUCCACUGCGCCACAGCCAUUGUGUGUAUAUGCCUGUACAUAGAGACAACACAACUCACCUAUCACAACCUUCUAAUGCGCAUAUCCCCCCUCCACUGUUCCCCCUGGAUAUUUAAAUGUACUGUUUCAAUGAUAUUUUACCGUCUGUGCCUUCGUAACCAUCAGUUUUUCAACUCUGCUCUCGCUAUUUAAACUAUAGAUGCAAUAAUUUUGUAAAAUAACCUGCUAAACAAAGGCAACAUCAGCAGCCAGCAUGGAACAAAUUUGUAAAAGUGUUAUCUAUCAUAUAAAUUAUCUUUCAAGUUGCAAUAAUUAUGAAGAAAACACUGCUGUGAUCACUUGCACAACACCGCAUGAGCCCCAUGAGUAUUCAUAUUAUUCUAUUUAACAAAAUAGUGUAACAAAUUUAAAAAUGUCUCGGUCACUAUUGUGAUUU